This is a messenger RNA of Cyanistes caeruleus (blue tit), 2451 nucleotides long. It is a transcript of the gene SPATA17, whose product is annotated as spermatogenesis associated 17. NCBI's taxonomy places the organism in Eukaryota, Metazoa, Chordata, Aves, Passeriformes, Paridae. Gene Ontology annotation, molecular function: calmodulin binding. Gene Ontology annotation, biological process: spindle organization; mitotic cell cycle; establishment of meiotic spindle localization. Gene Ontology annotation, cellular component: spindle pole. The record is from RefSeq and is a predicted model, not a curated record.
CAGCGACACCCCCGCGCCCGGGCGCACUGGGACGGUCCCGUUGCCAUGGCGGCAGCGUCUUGAGGGCGGGAGGAAGGAGGAAGCAUGGCCGCCCUGGCCCGGCUUCAGGAGAGGCUGGAGGGACUCCGGGAGGAGUAUUUCCUUACGAACAGAACUCUGUUUAUGUGAGAGAUAUGAGGUGUCCUAAACUGGCUUUUAAGGGAAAGCACCUUUCUGUGGAAGAACUUGCCCAAUGAUACCACAGUGCAAGAAUACUAGCUAUAGAUGAAGACAGAAAAACAAAGUACAAAGCUGCAGUCAAGAUCCAGCGCUGGUUUCGAGCAUGCAGGGUCCGAGCCUACCUGAGACAUCUGAGCAGAAUGGUGAUUUUGAUACAGAAGUGGUGGAGAGGAUAUCUAAGAAGAAAAAACUUCAGAGAAAUAGUGGAGAGAGCAUAUUUUAUUAAGAAGCUGAAAUUCUACAAUGAAAUGGCUGUCAGGAUCCAGAAAAUGUGGCGAGGCUAUUAUGUUCGGAAGUAUAUCCAUAAUUUUUAUGUACUGAAGAAAUACCUGAAAGCUGUUUCUGUGAAUAAUGAGCUUGUCAGGAGUGAACUUCAAGAGUAUGCAGAAAUGAAGGAAAACGAAAAGAAAAUGAAAGACCUAGAAAAGAAAGAAAAGGAAAAGAAAUACCAAGCCCGAAAGAUGCAUUACCUCCUUAGCACUGAGCAGAUUCCAGGCAUCUACAAUUCACCAUUCAAAAAAUCCCCAGAUCCAAUGGAACUGCUGCUACGGAAGUCAAAGCCACUGACCCACAGAAAGCAGCAAGUGAAGAGUCCCUUUGCUGAGCUCUAUGACUGGCCAACAUGUAAAAAGCCUCCAGCUUUUGUCACAGCACUGCCUCUGCUACCUGCUGACAGACAAAAACCUCAGGGGCCUUUCCGCAAUCCUGCUGAAGUGUUGCAGCAGCGUUACAAGCCUUUGGAACCAACCCUGCGAGUGAGAGAAUCGAUGUAUUCACCACAAGCCAAGGCCAAAGAGGCAACACAAAGGGAGGAAUGGAGAAAUCCCUUACAUGACAAUGAAUUUUUACCAUUUUCUUCAUAUCAUAAAAAUGAUGAGAAGUAUGAGCCAUCACUUUGUAAGUCAGGCAAAUAUGGACAAGAAGCCUAUGGAACUAAAUAUUUCAGAGAAGUAUAUCCUAAGAAGUGGAUAGCAGACAAGGAGGAAAGGCUGAGACAGCUGGAACACUUCAUUCUGGAGAAGAGAAGGCACAGGAGAGAGCCUAUUAAAGUGCAUAAACAUCUGAUAAGACUGAAGGAAGAACAGGACCCCAAACUUUUCUCAGACUCCAUAGUAUCCAGUGACAGGACAAGAGUCAAUGAACACAAGUGAAGUGCAUGAAAUCCCAUCUGAAAAAAAGAAGACACUUUUUAAACACUUUUUUUUCUUCUUCUUUUGUGUGAGGAUGACAGAGCACUGGCCCAGGUUGCCCAAAGAGGUUGUAGAAUCUUUAUCCUUGGAUAUAUCCAUAGUCUAGGCAACCUGCUCUAGCUGAGUAGGGAGGCUGUAGAGGGUGAUCUCAAGAGGUCUCUUCCUACCUAAAGAAUUCUGGAAUUUUGUAAGAUAUGAUAAAUUAUUUCCUUGAAAGCUGUUUAACCUUUGUAAAUAUAAAGCAAGUUCCAAGGAAUUUUAGUUUGAAAAGGAACAUUUUAAAAAGAUUUUUCCACAAAACUUUAAGGUUUAAAAAUUAGCUAAGAGUAAAAUUUUGGUAUUUCAGUAUGCAUUAAUGAUAUCUUGCAAAUGUAACAUCAACAAUCAAACAAAAAGAUCUGAAUUUGUCUAUCAAAAGCAAGGAGUGGAAGUUAUGACUGGCUGAAGACCCACAGCAUAAGUAUGAUGUAUAAAAAGAUCUUUGUCUUAUUUCUGGCACUCAUCUUGUCCCGUAAAGACUUGGUUUUCCAGUUCUUAGUAGUUCUUGCUCAGGCUCAGAUGAUGAUAUCAAAAAUCUAAAGAUACUUAUAAUGUAUGUCAUAUUACACAUAUAUAAACUAUGGGCUUAGCAAAAAAACCCCUCACUUGUGAUCUUGGAUAGAUAUCAACCUAAAUCUCUGGAGGUGAAUAGCUGUAUACAUUAACCCAACAUGACACAGAGCCUUCCAAUCCCAAUUCUAAAUCAAUAUGAAGCUUCCAUUAGGAGCCACUUACCCUAGCAGAGAGAUAAGAGGAGAAAAGGGCUAUUUAUGACAUACCUACUGCUUUAAUGGGUCAUUAUUAUCAGGAAAAAACUCGAAAAGAACCACAAAACCUCAAGCUCCUCAUGGCAAUUUAAUGGAAAAAGGCCUAUAGGCAGGUGUGAGGUCAUACUUUCCUAACUGCUAAAUUUGAUAGAACUCUAUGUCACUUUCUUAUUUCUAAACUGUAUGAAAACUUUGAAUACAUCAGUGCUAUGAAAAAAAUUAUCUGUUCUAAUGAA